Messenger RNA from Suillus clintonianus, 1115 nucleotides. RefSeq lists its product as uncharacterized. Gene Ontology annotation, cellular component: mitochondrion. The record is from RefSeq and is a predicted model, not a curated record. NCBI's taxonomy places the organism in Eukaryota, Fungi, Basidiomycota, Agaricomycetes, Boletales, Suillaceae. The transcript has 6 exons. Bases 153 to 893 code for a protein of 246 amino acids. Gene Ontology annotation, biological process: mitochondrial proton-transporting ATP synthase complex assembly.
CAACUCGAAUUUGUUGUCUUCUUGUCGGUCGUCUCUUGCUUCGUCCAUGUACUUCAGACUACUUCCACGUUCAAUAGCUCGUGUGAGGUUUUCGUGUGACUCGAGCGUACACUCAUUCUCUAGGUCAUUCGCUACUGCUUCGUUACCUCCCGAUGGUACCGUGGUGUCGGAGACGAAUCGCUACCCUGAAGCGUUUUUGGGAGACAGUAGGAAUUUCAAAGAGAGAUAAUGGACUCACUGUCACACUUGAUACGCGAGCGUUGAAAACACCAUCUGGCAAUACUCUGCUGUUACCCAGAAACAAACGGUUAGUUGCAACACUCAUUGCGAACGAAUGGGAAAACCAGGAAACUCUCCUGAAACCUCAUGCUCUUCCAAUGACUUCCAUAGCCUCACGGGCCAUUGAUGCCCUCCAUGAUGAAAAAACACGCUCAGAAGUGCGAAAAGCUCUUCUUACUUACCUCGACACUGACACAAUCUGUUUUCAUCAUGACGACCCACCUCCGCUGGUAGAACUCCAACAAAAGUACUGGGACCCAUUGCUUGAAUGGGCGAGAUCUACAUUUGACAUUGACAUACAAGUCUUUACCUCAAUUUUGCUCCAUUCACAAUCGGCAGAAACACGAACUAAGCUCGACGCCGUCCUUGCCGAGAUGGAUCCCUGGGAGUUGGCUGCAAUGGAACGCGUGACAUAUGUGACAAAGUCUUUCCUGAUCGCGCUUGCCCUUGUGAAGAGGCAUCUCACUGUUGAAGAAGCAGCUAUAGCCGCACAAGUCGAAGUGUCAAGCCAGAUUCAAAGAUGGGGAGAGGUUGAGGAUUCUCACGAUGUCGAUUUCCACGAUGUCCGCCGACAGUUAGGGAGUGCUGCUUGUCUGCUCACGAAUAUAUUUUAGAUAAUGGGAAUAAAUAUCCACCUAUCCAAUUGAUCAUCAUUUCUCCAGUAUAUCCAUAUCGACCGUGGAUCGAACGUCCGUACUGUUCGUGCGGAAAACUCUCCUGUCCAAGUUAGUGGCCACCGCCUCGGCCACUUUGGCUGGCUCCGUGACGUGUCCAGACGCCUGUCUUGAGCCCUCUCUGCACUUUCUCAAAAUAUCGAUAUCAUUCCUGCGAGAACG